UCUUUUGUAUACUCUAUCAUUGAUAUGUCACUCAUUGCAGUAAUAGCUAAAAUAUAAAUUAUCAUCAAUUAAAUCAUCGAGAUGACUGAUAUUAAAUCGUUAUUAAAAGAAGCAAGAAAAUUAAUAGAUGAAAAAAAUUUCAAAGAGGCUCAGGAAUGUUGUAAAAACAUUCUAAGAAAAGAUAAGCAGAAUUAUUUAGGGUUAGUGUUACUGGGUAAAGCUCUUAAUGAAUCUGAUCAAGCUCCGCUAGCAUAUCAAAAAGCUAUUGCAGCAAAACCUGAUCAUCCUUUAGCUUGGGUUGGUCUAGCAAAUUACUAUGAACGAAAAGAUGAUGAUGUGGCUAAACUAAAACUAAUUCCUAUAUAUGGAGAAAUAUUAAAGCUACAAAUAGAUGAAGAAAAAGCAUUAGAAUGCAUAACAAAACUUGGGCAACUCGGUAUAACAUUGAAAAAAGGUAAAACCCUAUUUACAUUAGCUGAGUUUAUGAAAAAUAUUCAAGAUGGUAAACUGCAUGAAGCAGCCCAGGAAAAAUUACUUGUUUUGCUUAAAGCAGAUAUUAUAUGUGAAGAAGAAGAUAUUUCAAUAAUUUUAGAUGUUUUUACUCACAUAUACAACAAGGAACCAAGUGAAUCCUUACAAAUAUUAUGGGGCAAAUUAAUCUUACAGAAACAAAACUUCAACAAUUCUGUGAUAGAAGUGAUACAACUCUCAUUUUUCUCUGAAAAUGUUGUUUUGAGAGAAAUGUUAUGUAAAUAUUUGUGUGAAAAGUUUGUUGUUAAUAAUUCCUUUUUAGAUUUCCCUAUUGAAUCUUACUAUGAGAAAAUAACAACAGGAAUUGAAAACUCCAAAUAUCCUGGUUUGUUACAAAGUAUGAUCUACUAUAGUAAAGGUUUAUACCUUGAAGCUUAUAGGCAGUCUGUCCCUUUGAUCAAUUACCAAGAGGCAGAAGUCACAGAAGCUACAUUCAUUAUUAGAUGUACAAUAAAGUUAAAGAAGUGGCCAGUGACACAAAAACUUGUUACAAACUUUUUAACAAAAGUAAAGGAUCUUAAUUUUGCAAAUGAUUUAAAGAAAAUGUUGUUUUUGUCUCUUGCUGAACAAAAGAAAUGGAAACAUGCUGUUAAUAUAAUCAAAGAAUUUCCAAUGGAAAGUUUGAGUAUAAGUGAACAGUCUUAUUUUGCAAAAUGUUUAAUUGAAAUAAAUGAACCAGUUGAUCAUAUAAUCCAGAAAUUAAAAUCAACAGAGCACUAUUUGGAACUUCAAGCAUUAUAUUAUUUGAAAGAGAAAAAGUAUACAGAAGUGAUAACGUUGCUGGAAAAUGAAAACUGUAAUAUGUUACAUUUUCUUUAUAUGGGUAUUGCUUAUUGGGAACAGAAACAAUAUGAAAAAUGUCUCUUGAAUCUACUGAAAGCUGCAAAAAUGGAUUCAGAGCAUCCAGAUACAUUUUUGUAUCUAGGAUAUUAUUAUUAUUACUAUAAAGAAGAUGUAAGCAAAUCAAAGAAAUGUUUUGAAAAAGCCUAUAGUAUAAAUAAUACUGAUACUAAUAUUAUUAAACAUUUAAGUGAGGUUUAUUCUAAAUUACAAUUAAAAAAUGAAGAUUUUGAAUUAUUAAAUAAUGCAAAGAAUUGUUUGAAAAUGACCGAAUGGAUAGACUUCAAAUUAGGACUACAUUAUUUAAGUAGAAGAGAAUGGGAUAAUGCCAUAAAUAAUUUUAGAAAUGUUAUCAAAAUGAAUCAUAAUAAUUUGAAUGCAUUUGAAUGUUUAGCUGAUGCAUAUUAUUCUCGAGGUUCUUACACAUCAGCACUAAAAGCUUAUAACAAGGUUAUAUCACUAAGCCCAGAAAGAAGCUCUCAUUGUUUAACUCGAAUUGGGUAUAUCUACUCUUUACUAACAGAAUAUGAGAAUGCUAUUUCAACGUUUGAAGCCGUAUUGAAAGUUGACCCAUCUUCGUUAUUGGCUUUAAAGGGAAUUUCCGAAACAUGGAUGAGAAUUGCAAAGAAAAAGUUUAACGCUAAAUUAUAUGGCAGUGCAAGAGACACUGCCCAGUUUGCUGUGAACUAUUUAACAAAAGCUUUAACGAUAGAAAAAAAACAUUCCUGUUUUUGGAAUCUGUUGGCUGAAUCUCUUGUAUUCAUUACUAAAUUACCAAAUAAAUAUUCUUUUGUAUAUAUGAAAAAUACACAGAGUGAUUUUGAGGAAGGAGUGGUUAAAAAAGAAAAAAGUGUAAUUUUUCCACAAAUUCUAGCUUGCUAUUCUCGAGUUGCAAAACAGAAGCAGCAAAUAACAUCAUAUGAUUUAGCAUCUGUUUAUCUAUCUUAUUAUCACGAAACCAAAAAUUUAGUACAUUUACAAAUAUCUUUUAAUUUGGCACUUGCUUGCAUAAAAAUGAAACCCUCUGUAUGGAAGAACUGGAACUUAUUGGGUAAAAUAUGCAUGUUUUUGAAAAAAUAUGAUAUUGCGCAACACUGUUUCAUCAAAGCCUUAUUAUUAACACGUAAAUGGUCAAUAGCAAAGGUAUGGUGCAACCUAGGAACAUUAUAUGUAAAACUGCAGCUUUGUAAACUUGCCAAUUACUGCUUUUGGAGAGGUCAAUCUACAUUGCCAUCUUAUCCUCAAAGUUGGAUUGGACAAGGCAUAAUAGCAGAAACAAUUAGGGAAGAAGAAGCCAUGGAUCUAUUUCGACAUGCAUCGCGCCUCGGUUAUCAUCCAGAAAGUGCACUUGGUUAUGCUGAUUGGGUUUGCCGUACCUUAAAGAAUGAAGAUUGUCAACGCGAUACUGAUCUGAAGUAUGUCAUAGAGGGUCUUCACGCAGUAACCUAUGCUAUAGAUUUGGUUGAGUGGUUUUCUAGUUUUGAACCUGAUAAUGCUUGUGCAUGUACAAUUCUAGGAAUAUUACAAGAAAGAAACGGACUUUUACGAAGUGCAUUAAAAAGCUAUGAAAAAGGUUGUGAUAAUGCUGAAGAUGACAAAAAAAAUAUUACUCUUUUGAAUAUAGGCAGAAUUCAAGUUAGAAUAGGAAAUUAUGAUGAUGCUAUUAACACUUACAAGGCUAUUACAGAAGCAAGUUUAGACUCUACGUGUGGAUUAGCUCUUGCACUUUAUAAAAAAGGUCUGUAUGAGGAAGCAUAUUCAGCUUAUGAUACUGCUCUGCAUUGGUUAAGCAACAAUGACAAUGAAAAGGCGGAUCUUCUUGUUGCCAUGGCUGGUAUAGCUUACAUGUAUAAGGGUGUUGAUGAUGCAAAAACAUUACUAUUUCAUAGUAUUCAAAUAUCACAGAAAAAACCCACACCAUACAGUUUAUUCGCAAUUUGCUCAUUAGGCAUUGCCCAUUCUGAUCAAAGCUUAUCAAAAUUAGCUUUAAGUGAAUUACAAAAAUAUGAGCAUGACCCAGAUUUUGGAUACGAUAUAGGAUUUUUAAAAUCGUACCUAGUUGGUGAUGACAAUGUUGAAUUAGGUAUUAAAUUGUUAAGUGAUUCACUUCAAAACCACCCCAGUAAUGCCAAUCUUUGGUUUUGUCUAGCCCAAUAUUGCUUAAAAGCUUCAGACAAAGCGAAAAUCGCUAGUCGUUGUGCUCAGCGAGCAAUUAUUUCUGCCCGUUAUAGUGAACAAGAUUGUAAUUCACCAAAAAUGCUUGCGACUGCUAGCAUAGCAGAACAUGUCGCCGGUGACCGUACUAAAGCUAUGGUUAUUGCCAAAGAAGGUCUCCAUAUGUAUCCAUGUCAAUCUGAAGUAUGGGCGGCAGUUUUACUAUCCAUAUUAAACAACAAAAUUUGGUUAGAGAAAAAAGACUGGAUAUUAAGUGCUAUUGUAAAUAUGCGGCGAAAUUUAGACAUUUCGAGACCACUGAGCAGGUGGGUUACCUUAUUGGAAAAAAAAUUAAGCAAGCUAUUACAGUUAUGAGAUAUAUCUAUUAAGUAAUAUUGAGUUUUAGAAUUUGAUUAUGCUUAUAUAAAUAAUAAUGCAUCAUAU
Papilio machaon (common yellow swallowtail) is the source of this 3969-nucleotide messenger RNA. RefSeq names its product tetratricopeptide repeat protein 37. Bases 82 to 3900 code for a protein of 1272 amino acids. NCBI's taxonomy places the organism in Eukaryota, Metazoa, Arthropoda, Insecta, Lepidoptera, Papilionidae. The transcript is spliced from 2 exons. Gene Ontology annotation, molecular function: protein binding. The record is from RefSeq and is a predicted model, not a curated record. Gene Ontology annotation, cellular component: Ski complex.